GCUACUGUAUUUACUAAAACGUGAUAUAAUAUGAGUCAAAAAGUGUUCAAAUUCGGUUCUAAUGAUUUAAUCAAGUUCAUUACGAUUUAUCGCAAUCACGAAUGUCUAUGGAAUACUGAAAAUGAAUAUUACAAGAAUCGUGAUGCACGUAAUAUUGCACUAGCAGAAUUUGCGCAGGAAUUUGGAGUUGACGGAUUUGGAACUAAGGAAAUAACGGCCAAAAUAAAAAGUUUAAGAACGCAGUAUCACGCGGAAAGAAAAAAGAUAAUAGAUUCAAUGGACAACGGUCGCGAUACAAGUGAUGUUUACAAAUCUAAACUCUCAUGGUACAAUUUAAUGGAUUCUUUUGUAAUGAAAACUUCUGUAAACAGAACUACGCCAUCGAAUAUGUACGACACAUCACUGGUUUUUAAAUUUGAAAAUACAGAAAAUUGUUCGAAUUCAACUGUACAAGUCAUCGACGAAAUCCCAAAACCGGUGCCCAUAAAAAAAAGAAAGAAAUCACAUGGUAAGAAAGAAAAGACCUCAAUAACACUGGAACAUAUUGAAAAGAGUGCGAGAUUAAAUAAAGAAGACAAUGAAUUGGACAAUUUUGGCAAAUAUGUUUCUUCUUCGUUACAAAGAUUAAGUACCAAAAACAUCAUACACGCACAGGACGAAAUACAGGCAAUAUUAUCUAAAUAUAAACUGCAGGAAUUAAAUGAAAGUCAAAAUUCUACUCCAACGCCAGAAUCCUCGUAUUCAAAACAAAGCAGUGAAGACGCAUGGUGCGAAUUGUAAUUUUAUAUGUUUAUUUCUUCACUAAAUACUUUGCUA
This is a messenger RNA of Papilio xuthus (Asian swallowtail), 816 nucleotides long. RefSeq lists its product as uncharacterized. Bases 31 to 780 code for a protein of 249 amino acids. Lineage: Eukaryota; Metazoa; Arthropoda; Insecta; Lepidoptera; Papilionidae. The record is from RefSeq and is a predicted model, not a curated record. The transcript has 2 exons.